CCCAGAGCGAUCGGCCUUUAUCUCCCUGUUGUCUGCCGGCGCCUUCCCAGCCCUUCUGGCCAUCGACCCUUCUCCCCAUCCUCUAUUUAUUCCUUCCCAUAGAGCAUCCCCCCCUCCCAUGUCUUCUCUAUCGAAGUUUGCCAUCGCGCAGCUGCGCCAGGGCGUCCGCUCCCCGCUUCGCAAGCCCUCGACCCUCCGCAAUGCCACCUUGGCCUCGCUCCACCGUCCCGUCGCCGCCAUGGCCUUCCACACCUCAACAGCCGCUGCUCAGCUUUCCCAAAGCGACACUUUCUUGAACGGAUCCUCCGCCUCAUAUAUCGAGGAGAUGUACGGCGCCUGGCUGCAAGAUCCAAAGUCGGUCCACCUGUCCUGGCAGGUCUACUUCAAGAACCUCAAGGAGUCUGGUGCUGGCCUCCCCGCCUUCAUUGCCCCGCCCAACAUCAUCCCGGGCUCUGGAUCGAGCACCGACAUCCUUGGCACCGACGGCACCGCUUCGCUGCAUAGCGGCUCCGAGUUUGGCAACGUUCCCCAGGACGAAAUCAUGGACCACAUGAAGGUCCAGCUGCUCGUUCGCGCCUAUCAGAUUCGUGGCCACCACCUCGCCAAUCUCGACCCUCUCGAAAUCGGACAAACCCAGCAGCACGCCCCCGAGCUCGACUACAGCACCUAUGGCUUCACUGAGAAGGACCUGGAUCGCGAAUUCUUCCUGGGCUCUGGUAUCCUGCCCCGCUUCAUCACCAGCGAGCGCAAGAAGAUGACCCUCCGCCAGAUCAUUGAUGCUCUCAAAGCUACUUAUGCCUCGACCAUUGCCAUCGAGUAUGGCCACAUCUCCGAUCGCACUCAGUGCGAUUGGCUGCGCCAGCGAUUCGAGGUCCCCAACCGAUACACGUAUUCCAAGGAGCGCAAGCAAGUCAUCCUCGACCGUCUGAUGUGGUCCCACAACUUUGAGCACUUUGUCGCCACCAAGUACCCCAGCGAGAAGCGAUUCGGUCUCGAGGGCUGCGAGUCGCUCAUUCCUGGCAUGAAGGCCCUGAUUGACCGCGCCGUCGAGAACGGCGUCAACAGCGUCGUCAUGGGCAUGCCCCAUCGUGGCCGUCUGAACGUCCUGUCCAACGUCGUCCGCAAGCCCAACCAGUCCAUCUUUUGCGAGUUUGCCGGCUCUGGCGGAAACCACGUCGAGGGCUCCGGUGAUGUCAAGUACCAUCUUGGCAUGAGAUACACCCGCCCCACGCCCUCCGGCCGGAUGGUCGAGCUGUCGCUCGUGGCCAACCCCUCGCAUCUGGAGGCCGUCAACCCCGUUGUCCACGGAAAGGUCCGUGCCACUCAGUUUUAUGAGGACGAUGAGGCCGAGCGCUCCAAGUCGCUGGCUGUUCUCCUCCACGGUGAUGCCUCCUUUGCUGCCCAGGGCGUCGUCUACGAGACCCUCGGAUUCUCGGAUCUGCCCGCCUACUCGAUCGGCGGCUCCAUCCACAUCAUUGUCAACAACCAGAUCGGCUUCACCACGGAUCCCCGCUUCGCCCGCUCCACUCCUUACUGCUCUGACGUGGCCAAGACUGUGGCUGCCCCCAUCAUCCACGUCAACGGCGACGACGUCGAGGCUGUUGUCUAUGCCAUGGAACUUGCUGCCGACUGGCGUGCCACCUUCAAGAAGGACGUUGUCAUUGACAUUGUCUGCUACCGCAAACACGGCCACAACGAAGUCGACCAGCCCCAAUUCACCCAGCCUCUGAUGUACCAGAAAAUCGCCAAGAUGGAGCCUGUCAUCUCCAAGUACAGCCGCGAGCUGAUCGCCGAGGGCUCCAUCACUCAGGAGGUUGUUGAUGCCAUGAAGACCCGCGUCUGGGACAUUCUCGAGGACAACUACACCGCCAGCAAGACCUACCAGCCCAAAAGCCAGGAGUGGGUCUCUUCCGCUUGGCCAGGAAUGAAGGCUCCCGCCGAGCUUGCCGCCGAGACCGUUCCCUCCAAGGCCACUGGUCUGGACUAUGAGAUACUCAAGUUUAUCGGAACCGCUGCGGCCUCCUACCCCUCGGACUUUACACCUCAUUCGAACCUUGCCAAGAUUCUGAAGCAGCGUGAGAAGAGUGUUAUCGAGGGCGAGGGCAUCGACUGGGCUACCGCCGAGAGCAUGGCCUUUGGCUCGCUCCUCGCCGAGGGCAACCACGUCCGUCUCUCUGGCCAGGAUGUGGAGCGUGGCACCUUCUCUCAGCGUCACGCCCUGCUGCACGACCAAAACAACGAAACCUAUCUGCACGUGCCUCUUAACAAUCUGGCUGACGGAAAAACCGUGUCCACUCAAAGCCACUUCACCGUCUGCAACUCGUCGCUCUCCGAGUUCGGCACUCUCGGCUUCGAGCUUGGCUACUCGAUGGCCAAGGCCAACCAGCUCAUCCUCUGGGAGGCCCAGUUCGGUGACUUUGCCAACAACGCCCAGUGCAUCAUCGAUCAGUUCAUUUCUUCUGGCGAGCAAAAGUGGCUCCAGCGCACCGGCCUGACCAUGCUGCUGCCGCACGGCUACGAUGGACAAGGCCCCGAACACUCAUCUGCCCGCAUCGAGCGCUACCUGCAGCUCAUCGACGAAGAUCCCUACAAGAUGCCCGACCGCCACGGCAUCACCAAGGGCAGCUACUCGCGCCAGCAUCAGGACUGCAACAUGCAGGUUGUCUACCCCACUGUUCCCAGUAACUACUUCCACGUGCUCCGUCGCCAGGUCCAUCGCGAGUUCCGCAAGCCGCUCAUCGUCUUUGCCUCCAAGGCUCUCCUCCGCCACCCCCUGGCCAAGUCUUCGAUCGAGGAGAUGGGCCCUGGUACUCGAUUCCAGCGUGUCAUUCCCGAGGUCCUACACCCUAACCCUCUCGUCGACCUUGAUAACGCCAACGCCCAGCAGAGCGAGCCGUUUGUUGCUUCUGGCAACAACGUCGAGCCCCGUGUUCCCCUUGCCCUCGUUUCGGACGCCCAGUACCCGCCUCAGGUUGAGAGAGUCGCCACCGGCACCGUCAAGAGCGACAGCUUCACGCUGCUGCCCCCCAACCAGAUCAAGACCAUCAUCUUCUGCUCUGGCCAGGUCUACUACCAGCUCUUCAAGACCCGUGCCAUGAACAACCUCCGCGACAUUGCCAUCGUCCGUUUGGAGCAGCUCUCGCCCUUCCCCUUCUGGGAGGUCAAGGCGGUCGUCGAUUCGUACGGAUCGUCGCUCAAGGAGAUUGUUUGGUGCCAGGAGGAGGCUGCCAACAGCGGCUCCUGGACCUUUGUUGAGCCCAGACUCGAGACUGCCAUCCGUGAGACCGACUGGUACAAGAGCGACCUGGUAUCUCCUUCCCCCUCGCCCUCUGCUGAAUCCCACCCGCCGACCGACAACCGCUCGCUGUUCUCCCGCAUCUUUGGCGGCUCUACCUCUGCGGACUCGCCUCAACCCGUCACCGUGUCUCCUGCCCAUGCUGUGACCUCGAAACCCAAAACAAAGGGCCGCGAUUGGGUCGACCGCUUCGACUCCCAGCGCGUCGCCGGAGGUCUGACCAACGCCCGCGAGCUCAAGGAGGGCGAGGCCAAGUCCUUCCGUGGCGGACGCCUGGUGCGCUAUGCCGGCCGCGACUUCUCCGCCGCCCCCUCCACGGGUAUCAAGAAGCAGCACAUCUUUGAGGAGCGCAUGCUUCUGUCAGAGGCUCUGAUGGGCGGCCGUCUGAUUGUCCCGGCCUCGGUGUCCCAGGGCGUCCCCGUCUUCGAGGCCACCAACUAGAGCGGCAGCCGAGCCCACUUCAUGUGCAUUCUCGAUCCCGCCGCACGCACACGUUUGCUCCACAUCACAUGCCCAGCACACUCAUCCCUCACUUUCCUGUACACACUCUGCUUGUCCCCCCCCC
Molecule: messenger RNA, 3860 nt
Organism: Polychytrium aggregatum
Lineage: Eukaryota; Fungi; Chytridiomycota; Chytridiomycetes; Polychytriales
Product: thiamine diphosphate-binding protein
Exons: 11
Coding region: 119-3736 (1205 amino acids)
Biological process (GO): tricarboxylic acid cycle
Cellular component (GO): mitochondrion; oxoglutarate dehydrogenase complex
Molecular function (GO): oxoglutarate dehydrogenase (succinyl-transferring) activity; thiamine pyrophosphate binding
Source: RefSeq, a predicted model, not a curated record